UUGUCGAGAAAAGAAAUCGAAGGAGAAAAUAAAAAAAGGAAAAGAUGAUCUCACUACUAGGAAUUUUGAAGUCUCUCUUACAUGCACAAAUGCUUCGUUUGAUCCAUAAAGAUUUUCAUAAAGUUGUUGCCGAGAUGACCAUCAUUGACAGCAUUCUUUUCCUUAUUGUGCACUCCAUUGAUAAAAUGGGGACCAUAUGGCCAAACUUCCCUGUGUUAUUAGGUCUCUUUUAUCUGGGUAUACGCCGGCACCUUCACCAAGAGUACAACCUAUUCAAUGUAGGCAGCUCUCCGGUGGGGGUUCGGUCUAAUCCAGCGGACUGUCCUUACAGGACAGACGAUGGAACAUACAAUGAUCCCUUCAAUGAAGGUACUGGCAGCAAUGGAAGCUUUUUUGGCAGGAACAUUCUCCCUGUUGAUCAGAGAGAUCAGAUCAUGAAUCCGGAUCCAGCAGUGGUUGUCAGUAAACUUCUAGCGAGGAAAAAGUUUACAGACACAGGAAAGCAAUUCAACAUGAUAGCAGUUUCUUGGAUUCAGUUUAUGAUCCAUGAUUGGGUUGAUCACUUGGAGGACACUAACCAGAUUGAAUUGACUGCCCCUGUAGAAGUUCAAAAUGGAUGCCCCCUUAAAUUUUUCAAGUUCUACAAGACAAAGGAAGUCCGUACUGGUUUCCAUGAUAUCACGACUGGUGCAAUAAACAUUCGGACACCUUGGUGGGAUGGAAGUGUCAUAUAUGGAAGCAACAAAGAAAAGUUAGAAAGGGUGCGAACCUUCAAAGAUGGGAAGCUUUUUGUAUCAGAAGACGGACUCCUUCUUCAUGACGAAGAUGGCAUUGCCAUAUCGGGAGAUGUUCGCAAUAGCUGGAUUGGUGUCUCCGUUUUGCAGGCGCUCUUUAUUAAGGAACACAAUGCAGUCUGCGAUGCUCUCAAGAAGGAAUAUCCGUAUAUGAAAGACGAAGAGCUGUACAGAUAUGGAAGACUGGUUACAUCUGCUGUCAUUGCAAAGAUUCAUACAAUUGAUUGGACAGUGGAGCUUUUGAAAACUGACAUAUUAUUGGCUGGAAUGCGUGCCAAUUGGUAUGGAUUGCUAGGAAAGAAAUUCAAGGACGCAUUUGGACAUAUUGGAGAACCCAUCUUGGGAGGUCUAGUGGGUCUUAGGAAACCUCAGAAUCAUGGUAUCCCAUAUUCGUUGACUGAAGAGUUUGUAAGUGUUUACAGAAUGCACGCACUUCUUCCUGAUAAUCUUGCCAUCAGGGACGUCUCUGCCGAACCGGGUUCCAACAAGUCUCCACCAUUGCUGGAAGAGAUUCCUAUGCAAGACCUGAUAGGCCUAAAAGGAGAAAAGGAACUAGCAAAAAUUGGAUUUAUAAAGCAACUGGUCUCUAUGGGUCACCAAGCAUCUGGAGCUUUGGAGCUCUGGAACUAUCCUAACUGGCUUAGGGAUCUUGUAACUCAUGAUAAAGACGGCCAUGAAAGACCUGAUCAUGUGGACUUAGCAGUUCUUGAAGUUUAUAGGGACAGGGAGAGGAAAGUUGCAAGGUACAAUCAGUUCCGCAGAAGCCUAUUGAUGAUACCUAUAUCCAAAUGGGAGGAUCUGACAGAUGACCAAGAAGCUAUCCAAGCACUGAAAGAAGUGUAUGGUGAUAAUGUGGAAGCACUUGAUCUUCUUGUAGGCCUCAUGGCUGAGAAAAAGAUAAAAGGGUUCGCCAUUAGUGAGACUUCAUUUUUUAUUUUCCUUAUCAUGGCAUCCAGAAGGUUGGAAGCUGAUAGGUUCUUCACAAGCAAUUUCAAUGAAGAAACAUACACAAAAAAGGGACUUAAAUGGGUGAACACUACAGAAAAUUUAAAAGAUGUAAUUGACCGUCACUAUCCAGAAAUGACAAAGAAAUGGAUGAACUCGACAAGUGCAUUUUCUGUUUGGGACUCGCCUCCUAAAGCGCCCACUCCUGUCCCUCUCUAUCUCCGUAUGCCUUAGUGAAGCUUAUGUCUUCAUAUGAUUUUAUGUCUUAUUUACUACUAAGUUAAAAAUGCCGUUGAAGGAAGAAAAGCGGCUGAAUUUACUUAAAUAAAGCUUAAGCUUCCUCGACGUCUGGCUAUCUGAAUAAAAGAAAUUAUCUGUCUACAGUGUCGUGGUGUAUGUAAAAUCACUCAUAUGGGAGUGGAUUCUAUGUGUAUGAUAGGACUAAUGCUUGUGCAAUAGUGCACGAGCAUCUGCUGAAAGUAUUGUCCGUAAAUAAAAGGAAAUGCUAUCUGUUGUGUAGCCUUUUUAAUAUUAAGCUCGGAGCACAAAGAAGCAUUUUAUCACUA
Messenger RNA from Ricinus communis (castor bean), 2305 nucleotides. RefSeq names its product alpha-dioxygenase 1-like. The transcript is spliced from 10 exons. NCBI's taxonomy places the organism in Eukaryota, Viridiplantae, Streptophyta, Magnoliopsida, Malpighiales, Euphorbiaceae. The record is from RefSeq and is a predicted model, not a curated record. Bases 45 to 1973 code for a protein of 642 amino acids. Gene Ontology annotation, molecular function: peroxidase activity; heme binding; oxidoreductase activity, acting on single donors with incorporation of molecular oxygen, incorporation of two atoms of oxygen. Gene Ontology annotation, biological process: response to oxidative stress.